GUUCAUGUCACUUUCCAAAUCUAGUCAGGGCUACCCCUCUAAGUAGUUAAUUACCGUGCUUUCAUUGUUCCCUUUUUGAACUCACCCCAAACCUUAUUUAAGCCGCCCUGAAUUCCGCCUUUCCUAAUCAGUCUUCGCCUUCUUCACUCAACAGUGGCAAUAUCGAUGUUCAACCCAGACAACAACAAGCUAUACUGGCGACAACGAGGGCAAUCACGGCAAUAUCCCACUGCAAGACCUUUAGCUGCCCAAUAUUUACGGUCGUACGAAUGCCAAUUGGAAUAGAUCUGCCGUUUCAUUCAGCAGAGGAUACCAAUUCCGUCAAGCGCCUUCUGCUCACGAGUUGACAACAACAACAGAUUAGAACGUCGCAGCCCCGACCACUUCUACGGGCUGGCAACAACAGCAGCCUGUUUUUUGGUCGUUGAUUGAUUCAGGGCGAGGGAACGUAUCAAUUCCUAGCUCUGCACCGCCGCAGCAACUUUCCGGCGCAAGCCAAUCCCCAACCACACAGGUAGGGUAGGGUAGACCAGACUCCCUGCUGCGUAUAACCCACAUUUACCAGCACAGCGCGAACUUAGACCGGAUUUAGGCAGGACAAUAACGGAAAAGCAGGCCCAGGGACAUAUACUCCCCUACGUACCCGUGGACGGCAACCUGUACUAUCUACCCGUAGCCCCCCUGCGCGUAUACGGUGAAUUGGGGAUAAUCUAGGUUUAGCAGCGAUUAAAUACUCCUACACGCCCCAACCAAUUAAGUGCAUUAAUCUUGUUUGGUACUUGGACGGUGUGUCAGUUUUGCUACUGUGGGGAAACAGAUAGCACAACAUUCGAUGCUGUGGAUGGGCCAUUGAAUAGUGUACAAUUUAUUUAUUUUCCCCACAGCCCAGGCCUUGCUUGGAGGCGCUGCCUUUGUCUUCUCAUUAUCUUUGCCUAUGGUAUCGUCAGCCUCGAGCUUUACAGACCUAGAUUAGAAAGUCACUGACGGGAGGGACCCCUCUUGGUCAGGUUGGUAGCCUCUACUUGUGCUAGGUUUCUUGUUGAGAUGACAUUUACAUCUUGUCAGCUCUAUCCUCAGCAAUUGCCAUGCUGUUGCUGAUACGCAAGCUCUCAGAUUUCCACACUGACAAGCAAACAAGCGAAUUGUCCAAAGAUCCAUAUUAUCUACAAACCACAUAGCAUCCUGAGUAUCGUCACCAUGGUGUCGUUGCCCCAACCCCCCAAUCCAUCCGUCUCUGCAGCAUCUUCUUCAACUCCUCCCACCGUUAACCCCUCCCUAACUACCAACAACCCCAUCGAUGCCAAUCAGACACCUCCCCCUCCGUCCUCAAAUAUGAACAAUGACCCUUCAACUCAAAAUGGUCGGGCGAAGAGAAACAAACGCGACAGUCGGAAGAAGCGCGAAGCAAAAGGCAACCUGGAAGUGGGAGUAGACGGUUCCGCCCCCGUGGCUCGCGAAAAGAAAUCCACCACUUCAUCAUCUAGUUCUGCUAUUCCUUCCUCUGAGCUUACCACGCUCAUGCCCAUUCAGCUUGCGGAUCCGCGGCCAACAGAUGUUCUACCUCCCAGACCACGCCAGAUGAACUUCUCCUGUGAAAAACAUUCUGAGGUACUAGGCCAGUCAUGGAAGUUUUAUGAGAUUGCUGAUAAACUAAGCAACAGAAACGGAUUCCGCUACACCUAUGCUGCCAUGGACCCUUCCUUCCCACACAUAAAAUACCGCCAAACCGAUGUACCCCCUUACUACUCCCGCUUCAGCUAUGAAGACUCUCCCGCAGCCAUCUGCUUCACUGAAGACGGCUUAGCAGUCACCACAAACGAACCCUGGCACUCUGCGCGAGCUAACGUCUGCGCCCGUGAAGGCUCUUAUUACUACGAGGCACGCGUGAUCAGUGGCAUUGUAAAAGGCUCCCAGCAGACGCCGAGCGGUUCGCCGCGGGGUAACAUCCGACUUGGUUUUGCCCGUCGCGAGGCAGAUCUGGACGUUAAUGUUGGCGUAGACUGUUACGGCUAUGGCAUCCGUGACGUGAAUGGGGAAGUCGUCAACCGGAUGCGGUGCGAAUACUUUUUCCCAAAGGACGAAGCCAUAAACGAAGGUGACGUGAUUGGUAUGCUCAUCACGCUGCCGCCUCUAUCGCUUCAUAGAAAGAUUGUGGAGGGUACCUAUGACCCGCCUAUCGAUGGCGAAGGCAGCGACACAACCACACCCGCAGCCACCACCACAACCCCUCUCCCGCCCGCCUCCAAUUUAAUCCGCGACCGCAUCCCCUUCCACCUUAAAACCGACUUCCUUUACCAACAAUCGCACAUCUUCCCCUCCAAACACUUGCGCGACUACGCAUUCAACCUCAAAGACACACCCACCUACGGCGUCCCUUCCCCAACGAACACAGAAGACCCCUCCCUUCGCACCCUGCCAGGGUCAAGUAUCACAAUUUUCAAAAACGGCGUCAAAAUGGGCACCCCGUUCCACGAUCUAUUCGCGUUCCUCCCGCCCGCCUCACGCGCGACGCAGGCGAGUAAUAACCUCGGCGUCGGCAAGAGGGAGAACGCGGACGAUGGGAUGAUUGGAUAUUUCCCUAUUGUCAGCUGUCAUGGCGGCGGGGCGGUGGAGGCGCGGUUUGAAGGGCCGUGGUGGGUUGGACCGCCCUCCUCAACUGAAAUUGAAACCGAAACCGAAAUGGAUGGAAAUGGCAUUGCUCAGGGACCGGGACAGGGACAGGUUAUAAAGAGCUUCGGGGAGAGGUAUGAUGAACAGAUCGUCGAGGACGUGCUUGCCGAUAUCGUGGAUGAGAUUGAGGCGUUGUUUAUGGGGUGGGGCGGUGAUGGGACUACUGCUACGGCGCCGGCGGAGGCUGCUGCGGCAGCGACGGCGGUGGAUAUGGCUGUGAACAGUGCCGAUGGCGCUGGUGUUACUGAUAGUGCAGCCGCGGCUGCUGGGCUGCUUAUGGAUGAUGGUACGAGUGUGAGUCUUAGCGUUGGGACGCCACAGUAUGGGUCUGUUGCGGGCGAGACGGUGGUGUCUGAGGAUGUUGAGAUGUCGAUGUAAGUAGUAGGGUUAUAUUUUUGUAUGAUACCUAUGUAUAUACGUCUUCUUCAUGGUUUAUGGCGAUGAGUGGCGGAGGGAUGGAAGAUAUGAUGGAAAGAAAUAUUGGUUAAAAGCAUUUGCGUGUUUUGUAUGAUUACAAAGGUCGUCAUCAAUCUGCUAAAAAAAAGAGUACCCUACGUACUUCUAAUUAACCUCUAGUUAUUGGGGUAAUUUAACAUAUAUUUGCGGUAAAUGGAGUAAAAAUGAAGAAAAAGGACUUUAAAAAAUACAUAUCUACUCCUAUCCAUUGUACCCAUGGCUAUAUUAUAUACAAAACCGCUCUAUAGUCAUACAACUUCUCGCCGUACCUCGCAGUAGUAGGCAGGAAAACAUCAGAUAUCCACCUACAAUUAAUUACUCCACCUCCAUCCCCUCCAGCAUCUCCCCAACAUGCAACACCAUGUCAUCAUCCCCAAACUGCCCGAUGACCUGGAUACCCACAGACCCAAAAGCUUCAUCACCAUCACCAUUACCAUCGCCAUCGCUAUCCCUCAGCAACCCCCUCGCCUGCACCGGCACUGGCACCGGCACACUAAGCGCCGGCAACCCUGCCAAACUCGCCGGAACCGUAAAUACAUCAUUCAUAUACGUCUCCACGGCGCUCGCCCGCUUCAGAGACUCAAUCGACGGCGGCAGGGUAGGUGCGGUGGGCACGACGAGCACAUCGACGCCGGCACCCUCUUGCAAACAGCCCUCCCCGCCUUCAUCCACAGCAUCAGCUUUAGUGUUAGCCUUAAGCGGCAACAACGGAUUCCCCACCCGAAACACCCUCUCAAAAUCCCCCUGCACAAGCCUUCGCACCCGCUGCGCCUGCAGGAAAUAAUUAUCAAUCGCAUCCGCGCUGAGCGAAAACGCACCCAGCAACACGCGCCGCUGCACCUCGCUGCCAAAACCCUCCCCGCGCGUGCGCGCGUACAGAUAGCCUCCGGGCCCCGCGUUGUCGGGUGCGCUGGUGUCGCGCGUCCCGUAGCGCACGCCGUCGUACCGCGCCAGGUUCGAGGAGGCUUCGGCGGGCGCAAGCACGUAGUAGGCGGCCAGCGCUUGUUUGGUGGCAGGGAGCGAGACGGGGUGGAUUGAGUGGCCGAGCUGGUGGAGGUGAGUUAUGCUGAGCUGCCAGGCUGUGCGGACGGCGGGGGAGAGUUCGUGGAUGUUGUAUUCGGUUGGGAUGCCGAUACGGAAGCGUGGUAGGGAUGAGGGACGGGUUGUAAAGGCAGUGGUGAGGCGGGUGCGGGUUGUUGGGGGGAGGUUUGUGGGGUCGAGGGGGUCUGGGUGGUUUAUUGUUUCUGCGGUGCGUUCGUUAGGAGGAAUAUGAUGGUGGUUGGUUUUGAGUUGGGGAUAUUGGGGGGGGUUGGACAUACUGAAGACUUCACGGAUAGUGGAGAUAUUUGACCCCAGCACACCAACGGUGUCUAGGGAAUUUGCAUAGGCUACCACACCAAAUCGCGAAACGAGGCCGUAGGAGGGUUUGAACCCGACAGUCCCUGUGUAUGCGGCGGGGAGCCGUACAGAACCUCCCGUAUCUGUUCCCAAUGCGCUGUAUGGGAUUAAUAGGGGAGAUGAUUUCUGCGAGAAAAGGACUAACAAAUCAAGAAACAUACGCAUAACAUUGACCCGUUGCAACAGCAAUAGCACUCCCCCCGGAGCUCCCGCCAGGGGAGAUUGGCUCCCUUUCAGCUUCUGUGACAUUGCUCACCGGCCCGAAAUGUGAAUUCAUGGAGUGUGACCUAUGUGUUUCAUUCAAUAGUCAGAUCAUCCAAAAUUCCUCCGCAUUUCCAAAUAGCAUAUCCCCCCUUAGCAAAAAAAAAAAAAAGCCCUCAAAGCUUACCCCAUUCCAAACUCAUCCAAGUUCGUUUUACCUGCC
Molecule: messenger RNA, 4948 nt
Organism: Blastomyces dermatitidis ER-3
Lineage: Eukaryota; Fungi; Ascomycota; Eurotiomycetes; Onygenales; Ajellomycetaceae
Product: histone-lysine N-methyltransferase
Exons: 3
Coding region: 1198-3048 (616 amino acids)
Cellular component (GO): Set1C/COMPASS complex
Molecular function (GO): protein binding; transcription cis-regulatory region binding
Source: RefSeq, a predicted model, not a curated record